Molecule: messenger RNA, 1346 nt
Organism: Daucus carota subsp. sativus
Lineage: Eukaryota; Viridiplantae; Streptophyta; Magnoliopsida; Apiales; Apiaceae
Product: protein CUP-SHAPED COTYLEDON 2
Exons: 3
Coding region: 152-1066 (304 amino acids)
Biological process (GO): regulation of DNA-templated transcription
Molecular function (GO): DNA binding
Source: RefSeq, a predicted model, not a curated record
UCCACACACUUCACUCUUCUCUUUCCUACUCACACACCCCUCUCAAUUUUCAGGCCAUUAUAUAUACAUGCAUUCACCACUCUUUUCUUAUGCACAAGUGAUAAGCAAGAGCUCUAGCUUUUUAAACAAAGUUCUUGGAGUUGUCUAGGAGAUGGACCAUUUCUACCAAAGUAUGGAGAACAAUGGGGAUGCUCAGCUGCCUCCAGGCUUCAGAUUUCACCCAACAGAUGAGGAACUCAUCACUUACUACCUCCUCAAGAAAGUCCUUGAUCACAACUUCAGUAGCAGAGCCAUUGCCCAAGUUGACCUCAACAAAUGUGAACCAUGGCACCUUCCUGAGAAAGCAAAGAUGGGGGAGAAAGAGUGGUACUUUUACAGCUUGAGGGACAGGAAGUACCCAACAGGGUUGAGGACAAACAGGGCGACAGAAGCGGGGUACUGGAAGGCCACAGGGAAAGACAGGGAGAUUUACAGCUCGAAGACUUCGUCUCUGGUGGGGAUGAAGAAAACCCUAGUGUUCUACAGAGGCCGUGCUCCUAAAGGAGAGAAGACCAACUGGGUCAUGCAUGAGUUUCGCCUUGAUGGCAAGCUUGCUUACCACUACCUCUCUACUACCUCUAAGGACGAGUGGGUCAUCUCCCGGCUCUUCAAAAAAACCGGCGGCGCCACCGCCGGAGAAAAAAGACCAAGCUCCAGCAUGAGCAGCCACUUUCACUCAGAAAUCAGCUCAUCUUCCUCCAUCCCUUUCACACCACCUCCACCACCAGCAACAACAACUGAUCACGUGAUCACCUACGAGCACGUGCCCUGUUUCUCCAGUUCCGCCGCCCCCGGCGGCUUCAGCACUUACCACACCCUCUUCGACGGCGGCCUCCCUCCGCCGCUAAUGGACCCCACCCCAAUGCCGCCCUCCUCCACCUUCCCCAGCCUCAGAUCACUAGAAGAGAAUCUCCACCAGCCCAGCUUCUUCUUCCCGCCGGUCAACUACGACAACUUCCCGGCGAUGGAGACACCGAAGCCGGGACUCACUGAACUCGACUGCAUUUGGAGACCCUCGUUUAAUUAAUUAAUUAAUUAAUAAUCAUCUUUCUCUGAUUACUUUAAAAAAGACUGUGGCUCUGUUAGUCUGUCAGUACUUUAAGAUAUGCAUGCAUGUAUUAGGUAAGUACUAAGAUUAUGAUCAUGUUUUUAAUCAAAUUGUCCUUCGGACAAAUGUAUUAACCGGUUAUAACCGUUCGUUAUAAAUGUAAGAUGAGUAAGUGCAGUGUGCAGGGCACAGAGUUGUACGAUUUGCAUGCAUGUAUGAUAAGAGUUAGACGCGAUGGCUAUAUGGUAUGAGGAUUUGA